GAUGAUUAAAAGGUUGUAAAAAGAAUUUGAGUAAGUUUAAUCUGCAAUAGAAGAAGGAAUCAUUGAAAAUAUGACAGUAGAUGUCUAAUAAGUAAAUAACUCAGCAAAUUAUAAAAAAUGGAAUGUGGUAAUUUAUGGAAGAGAGGGUACAAUCUGGUAAGGCGGAGAAUAUCCAGGCGUAUUAGAAUUCUCUGAUAGUUAUCCAGCUACAUCUCCUGUAUACACUUGGACAUUGUAUGGAAAAAUGAGAUUUUUACAUAUGAAUAUCUAUUCUUCUGGUAAAACUUGUAUCGACAUUUUAAAUGAUAAAAUUGGAUAUACACCAGCAAAAACAUGUGUAGAAAUAUUAAAAGCAUUAGAAGAUUUCCUUUAUCGUCCUAAUCCAAAAUCACCUACUAAUGGUGAAUUAGCUAAAACAUUUGAAAAAGACUUACCUGAAUAUGAAAAGUAAAUCAAAGAGUUUGUUUAGAAAUAUAUGGAGGAAAAACAAAAACUAGAAGCUAAGUGAAUAUUAUUUUUAAAUUUAUACAAAAAAA
This is a messenger RNA of Paramecium sonneborni, 536 nucleotides long. The record is from the annotation of a GenBank genome assembly. Lineage: Eukaryota; Ciliophora; Oligohymenophorea; Peniculida; Parameciidae.